UGUGAUCAUAACCUUCAUUUGUGGUCUGUGGUCAUAACCUAAAAUCUACUAAUGUUUUUAUUGAGAUUUUAUCAAUAAAUUAAUAAAAAUACUUUUGCACAUAGGACGUAAGAUUUCCGUGUACUAAAUACCCUAAAUAAUGCUAUUAUCAUUAUUAAUUAUCAUCUAAUUAGCUUAUUACUUAACUGCAAAAAUGAGCAGAGGCAAAAAGUUCAUGAAUAAAAAGAGAAAAGGUUCCUUCAAAGGCGUAAAUAAAAAGAAGAAACAUAAUAUAAAUAAAGAACAUGAUUCUAAAAAUAAAAAAGCUUUAUUUAAUCGAUAUAAAGACAAACAGAAGGUUGAGGAGGAGCUGGCAAAGAAAAGGCAAAUGGAACAGAGGUUUCAAAAACAACAACCUGUUUCUGAGAGUGAAGAAGAAGUUGAGGAAGAUUCGUAUGGACAACUAGUUUCUUGUUUCAAACAAAAUGGCAAUAAUAAAAUGAUUGCCGAGAGUGAGGGUGACACCUCUGGUGACGAGUCUGACGAUGAUGAGAUGAACGACACAACACAACAAAUGGACACAGAAAGAAACGAGAGUGAUACUGACACUCAUAGUUCUGAUGAAGAAGAUAGUUCAGAAGAAAUUGUAACAGAGCUACAAGCUGAUAAUGAAUUGGAUACCUCAAAUGACCCUUUUACAAAACAUCUUCAAUAUGAUUUAGAAGAUCAGCUCAUUGUUGCAUUAUCAAACACACCAUCAACAGUAAAAAACACUCACAAAAGAUGGCCUACACUUGGAAAUCUAGUAAUUAGUAUACCACAACCACUUGUGACAUCUUCGAAGUUACAGAAACCUAAGUUUUCUUUAUUGGAAGAGAAAAUAUAUGCACCUCUAGCAACAGUGCCUCAUACAAUAAACAAUGUUGAUUUUAAACAACUUCAUCUUAAAUCUCAAAUUCAUGGAAACAUUGUAUCCGCAAAUAAAACGAAUUUAGUGAAAAAAGAUUUGGAGCUCACUGACAUAUUCACUCCCCUGCAAAAGGAAUUGUUGUCUAUCAUGAAUAACUAUCAAGAUCUAUAUUACCCCGAGAGGACAUUCAGUAAUGCAGAUGAAAUCCGAUUUACAUACUGCCUCCAUGUUGUGAAUCACAUGUUAAAAACUAGAACUAAAAUAUUGCAUCACAAUGCAAAAAUUGCUAAAAACUCAAAGGACUUAUCAGAAGAUUAUCAGGAUCAGGGAUUAGUUAGACCAAAGGUACUUAUUAUGGUCCCUUUCAAAGAUGCAGCAUACAGAGUGGUGAAGACAUUAAUAGAUAUAGUGGUACCCAAAGGGUCGGGGCAAGUUGUGAACAAGAAUAGGUUUGAGGAUGACUUCACCGGAGGAGAGAUAUUGAUGCCCACUAAAAAUCCAAAACCAGAAGACUAUGAGCUGUUGUUUACCGGCAACACGGAUGAUACAUUCAGAUUGGGCUUGACGUUGACUAAAAAAACCUUGAAGCUGUACACAGAUUUCUACUCAUCAGACAUACUGAUAGCAUCACCUCUGGGCCUCAGGAUGAUAGUGGGCGCGGAGGGCGAGGAAGACCGCGACUACGACUUCCUGGCCUCCGUAGAGGUGCUGGUGAUGGACCAGGCCGACGUCUUCUACAUGCAGAACUGGGACCAUUUGCUGCACGUCUUGGAUCACUUUCAUUUACAACCCAAAAAGACUCACGGCACUGACUUUUCAAGAGUCCGAUCUUGGGCGGUGAACGGAUGGGCAAAAUACUAUAGGCAAACCUUGGUAUUUUCUUCAGUGUCGCUGCCGGAACUGAAGUCAGUAAUGAACAGAAAGUGUCAGAACUACGCCGGCAAGGUGCUGGUGGAGAACUUCCCUGAAGUGGGCAGCAUUCAGCAAGUAUUAGUACAAGUGCCACAGUUGUUUCACAGGUUCAAUGCGACAAAUCCGCUGUCAUCAGUGGACGCCAGAUUUGAUUACUUCGUGAAGGAGAUCCUGCCGAAGCAACGCGACACGCUCAUGAGCCACACUCUGCUCUAUGUGCCGAGCUACUUCGAUUUCGUCCGCUUGAGGAAUUACUUCAAGAAGGAAGACAUCAGUUUCGUACAGAUAUGCGAAUAUUCGAAGGAUGCAAAAAUAGCUCGGGCUAGAGACAUGUUCUUUCACACGGAAGCACACUUUCUUCUGUAUUCAGAGAGAGUUCACUUCUUUAGAAGGUUAAGGAUAAAAGGCAUCAGGCACAUAAUAUUCUACCAGCUGCCGACUUACCCGCAUUUCUAUUCGGAAAUGUGUAAUCUUAUGCAGGAGAGCAAUCAGAACAAGUACGGCGGCAGCGACUGCAACAUGUCGGUGAGCGCGCUGUACUGCCGGUACGACGCGCCGCGCCUGGCGGGCGUGCUGGGCGCCGCGCGAGCGUGCUCCGCCGCCGCCGCCGAGCGCGCCCUCCACAUGUUCGUCACCGGCGACUGAUACACGAGCGCGCUGUACUGCCGGUACGACGCGCCGCGCCUGGCGGGCGUGCUGGGCGCCGCGCGAGCGUGCUCCGCCGCCGCCGCCGAGCGCGCCCUCCACAUGUUCGUCACCGGCGACUAAUACACGAAUGCCACCAUUACA
Messenger RNA from Bicyclus anynana (squinting bush brown), 2590 nucleotides. Its product is annotated as U3 small nucleolar RNA-associated protein 25 homolog. Gene Ontology annotation, cellular component: small-subunit processome; nucleolus. Lineage: Eukaryota; Metazoa; Arthropoda; Insecta; Lepidoptera; Nymphalidae. Gene Ontology annotation, biological process: maturation of SSU-rRNA from tricistronic rRNA transcript (SSU-rRNA, 5.8S rRNA, LSU-rRNA). The transcript is spliced from 8 exons. Gene Ontology annotation, molecular function: U3 snoRNA binding; rRNA binding. Bases 194 to 2446 code for a protein of 750 amino acids. The record is from RefSeq and is a predicted model, not a curated record.